AUGGGAAACUGCUGCAGGAAAUCCCUGUCGUCGACGGCCGUGUGGGCCGACGACGACGACAGCGACGAUUGGGAAGCCCUCGGCAACCACCACAGGAUAGUCCUCUUCGACGCCGACCGCGCGGGAGAGGAAAUCAACGAUGAUGCUUCUUCGGAUAAGAACCGGCUGCUGCCGGCGAGAUCUUCUUCGUCGUCGUCGUCGGGGAGGGAGGUGAAGAUCAAGGUGUCGAGGAGGGAGCUGGAGGAGCUGAUGUCGAGAGUGGAGAUGCAAGGCUUGUCGUCCGAACAAGUUCUCGCCAGGUUGAUCAUUAGUUCCGCCGGCGCCGCCGCCGCGGGUUUGUUUAGCGAUCCGGCCGACGAGGAUCAUCACCGGCACUGGAAGCCCGUGCUGCAGAGCAUCCCGGAGGUGUAA
Linum tenue is the source of this 411-nucleotide messenger RNA. NCBI's taxonomy places the organism in Eukaryota, Viridiplantae, Streptophyta, Magnoliopsida, Malpighiales, Linaceae. The record is from the annotation of a GenBank genome assembly.